Messenger RNA from Penicillium manginii, 1137 nucleotides. RefSeq names its product glycoside hydrolase family 28 protein. The transcript is spliced from 3 exons. The coding region runs from base 1 to 1137 and encodes 378 amino acids. Lineage: Eukaryota; Fungi; Ascomycota; Eurotiomycetes; Eurotiales; Aspergillaceae. Gene Ontology annotation, biological process: pectin catabolic process. Gene Ontology annotation, cellular component: extracellular region. The record is from RefSeq and is a predicted model, not a curated record. Gene Ontology annotation, molecular function: polygalacturonase activity.
AUGGUCCCCAGCAUCAAGCUCUGCGUCAUCGCCCUCCUCGGCGCAGCCUCUGUCCAGGCUGCACCUGCGACUGACAUUGUGCCUACUGUCGCCUCCGCGCUGGAACGCCGGGCGUCUAGCUGUACUUUCACCGGCUCCAAGGGAGCUGCCUCUGCCAUCGCGGCCAAAACCUCUUGCUCGACCAUCACUCUGAACAAUGUUGCCGUCCCCGCCGGAACUACCCUCGAUCUCACUGGACUGAAGAAGGGAACCAAGGUCAUCUUUGAGGGCGAGACCACUUUCGGCUACAAGGAAUGGUCCGGACCCCUCGUCUCCGUGUCUGGAACCGACAUCACCGUCACAGGUGCCUCUGGCGCUGUCUUGAACGGUGACGGUGCCCGGUGGUGGGACGGCAAGGGCACUAACGGCGGCAAGACGAAGCCCAAGUUCUUCUAUGCUCACAAGAUGAUCAGUUCCAGCAUCCAGAGCCUCAAGAUCAAGAACUCGCCCGUCCAGGUCUUCAGCAUCAACGGUGCCAGCGAGCUCACCCUGAACAAGAUCACCAUUGACAACGCCGACGGCGACAGCGGCGGUGGCCACAACACCGAUGCCUUCGACGUCGGCUCCAGCACCGGUGUCUACAUUACCAACCCCACCGUCCACAACCAGGACGAUUGCUUGGCCGUCAACUCCGGCAAGAACAUCCACUUCACCGGCGCCACCUGCACCGGCGGCCACGGUAUCUCCAUCGGCUCCGUCGGCGGCCGCUCAGACAACACCGUCGACACCGUCAACAUCGAAAACUGCAGCAUCACCAACUCUCAGAACGGCGUGCGCGUCAAGACCGUCUACGGCGCCACCGGCUCCGUCAAGGGCGUCACUUACAAGGACAUCACCCUGUCCGGCAUCACCAAGUACGGCGUCGUCAUCGAGCAGGACUACAAGAACGGCAGCCCAACUGGCAAGCCCACCAACGGCGUCCCCAUCACCGGCCUCACUCUGAACAACGUCAAGGGCACCGUUUCCAGCAGCGCUACUGAUAUCUACGUCCUCUGCGCGUCUGGCGCUUGCUCUGGCUGGGACUGGAGCGGUGUUAGCGUCAAGGGUGGAAAGACUAGCAGCAAGUGCUCCAAUGUGCCUAGCAGUGCUAGCUGCUAA